UUGCGCAGUGGCGAGAGGAGACCUACUAGGUUACACCGAUUGCCAAGCUAUCCAGUUAUAUAAUUAAGUAUUUAGCUGUGGCAGCGCUAUUGAUGUGAGACAGCGUGGAGCUGAGAGCGCCUAGUCUGUCUGCUGAGGGCACUGCAUCCACACGCAGCCUCCUAUGCUCCAUCCUUGGUAAGAUGCUACCAUGCCCCAGCUCGACAUUCCACUUUAAGAACAGAGUCUGCGCAAUGGGCUCCCGAGUUUAGCGGUUGGUCUGCGGUGAAAAUUAACCAGAGAGAAAAGAGGGAUACGAGGACCAUUCUUCCAAGGAAUAAAGAUACGCACAGAAGGACACAAGACUGGAAAUCAAAAGCAGACUGACUGAGGGGGGAAUUUGGGGACAGUCAUGGCGGGGGCGGGAGCGAAGGGAAGGAAAGCGGGGCUCCCUGGUUUUUGUUGGAAGACCUGUUAUUUUCACCUUUUAUUCUGGGUCGUUUCGCUAUGUGGUGAAGAGAAGACCUUCAUUGUUGAGACGUGGCUGAAGAACUAUGGCUACCUGCUCCCCCACAACAUCCGACUGUCGGACAUCCGGUCGGAGAAAGCCAUGCAGUCUGCUGUCGCUGCUAUGCAGCGGUUCUAUGGCAUCCCGGUGACGGGGGUGCUGGAUCAGACCACCAUUGAGUGGAUGAGGAAACCUCGGUGCGGGGUCCCAGAUCACCCAAGCAUCAGUCGUCGGAGGCGGAAUAAACGCUUUGCUCUCACUGGUCAAAAAUGGAGGGACAAACAGAUCUCUUACAGCAUACACAACUAUACACCCAAAGUGGGCGAGGCCGACACAAAGAAAGCAAUCCGUCAAGCUUUCGACGUGUGGCAGACGGUGACCCCUCUGACCUUUCAGGAGGUGGACUCCAAGGAGAUGAAGGCUUUGGGCAAGGAGGCAGACAUCAUGAUCUUCUUCGCCUCAGGGUUCCACGGUGACAGCUCUCCGUUCGAUGGCGAAGGAGGCUUUCUGGCCCAUGCCUACUUUCCUGGUCCUGGCAUCGGUGGUGACACACACUUCGACUCGGAUGAGCCGUGGACGUUAGGGAAUGCAAAUCAUGAUGGGAAUGACCUCUUCCUGGUGGCGGUGCACGAGCUGGGCCAUGCUUUGGGUCUGGAACAUUCCAACGACCCCAGUGCCAUCAUGGCGCCUUUCUACCAGUAUAUGGAGACGCACAACUUCAAGCUCCCGCUCGAUGACCUCCAAGGGAUCCAGAAGAUUUACGGUGUCCCCACCGCCAUGAUGGAGCCCACCCGGCCGCUGCCCACGCUCCCAGCGCGCCGCAGCGACAAGAAGCAUGACCGCUCCUCGCGACCCGCGCGCCCGCCUUCCCUUGACCGGCCGUCCAACGGCAAGCCCAAUAUCUGUGAUGGGAACUUCAACACGGUGGCUUUCUUCCGGAGGGAGAUGUUCGUCUUUAAGGACCGAUGGUUCUGGCGACUGCGGAACAACAAGGUGCAGGAGGGCUACCCGAUGCAGAUCGACCAGUUCUGGAAGGGCCUGCCACGCGGCAUUGAUGCAGCCUAUGAGAGAUCGGAUGGGAAAUUUGUGUUCUUCAAAGGUGACAAGUACUGGGUGUUCAAAGAAGUGACCGCUGAGUCCGGCUACCCACACAGCCUGGUGGAGCUCGGCACCAGCCUCCCUCAGGACGGCAUUGACACCGCUGUUCGCUGGGAGUCCGUGGCCAAGACGUACUUCUUCAAGGGCAACCAGUACUGGCGCUACAAUGAGGAGAAGAGGACGGUCGACACUGGCUACCCCAGGUCCAUCUCGGUGUGGAAAGGCAUCCCUGAGGCUCCACAAGGAGCUUUUGUCAGCAGGGAGGGAAUGUACACCUACUUCUACAAAGGAAAGGAUUACUGGAAGUUUGAUAACUCCAAGCUUUUCGCGGAGCCUGGCUACCCCAAGUCCAUUUUAAAAGACUGGAUGGGCUGUGACCAAUCGGACAUGGAGAAGAACAAAGACCGUCAGCUGCCCCACGAUGACGUGGACAUCAUGGUGGCCAUCAACGACGUUCCGAGCACCGUCAACGCCAUUGCCGUGGUGAUCCCUUGCAUCCUCUCCCUUUGCAUUCUGGUCCUGGUCUACACCAUCUUUCAGUUCAAGAACAAAGGAGUGCAGCAGCACGUCACCUACUACAAACAUCCAGUGCAGGAGUGGGUAUGACAGGCUAGGUAGCGCUAGCUGAAGGCUAACGGAUAGAACUGUUUGAGAGGGCUACAAAAAAAGAAACAACAAACAAACACUUUGGGUGCAUCAUGUGAUCAGUGCCUGCCUUUGCAAUCUAUUGUGAGACGGGGGGGAAGGAGAAGUCCCUUUGGAGUUUCGUACAACCCUCCCUCCCUUCCCCCCCUCCUCGAAGAAACCUUAAAAUGAUUGCCGCAAAAUUGUGUGUGUACCGUUAGCAUGAGCCGAUAAAAAGGAAAAACACUGAACACUGGGAGGCUCUGUCUUAGGAGAGAGAUGGAGCUGUCUUCCCAUUGGUAGGUCAUAUGCACCUGUUGUCCACCCGUCCACGCUUAUCUGGCUGUGUCACAUGGGGGCCAUAUGGCGACCUGCGUACUGUCUCUCCACCAGACUGCUGACAGACCUUGAGACGGAGCAUGCCUCACAGUCAGAUACCAGCAGUUCCUGUCUUAAUCCAACAUGGACUUGUACAUGAAUUUCAAAGUAAUAUCAAUUGUGAAACAAGAAGCGCAAAUCAAAUCUGAAAAAAAAGAGAGAAAAAAAAAAAAACUAAAUGUAGGUAGAAAUGCCAUAGAAAAAGAGAGUGACAAAAGAGUUUUAAAAAUCAAGGAUUUCUGUGGAACAGUUUUAAGAUUUUUCAUUUACGGAGUGACCUUGAGUUAAGGCUGAGAAAGACAUUUUUAUGGUUUGCUCUCUGUUCACCCAACUUGUACUGCACAGCACUGGCACAGUCGUGCACAUUGGCCAGUGGACAGGGAUCAGGCUGCCUGCGAACUCUGACCCCACACACACUCAGCUUAUUCCGUGGAGCGGGGAGAAGACUCCUCUGCCUUGAGAUCACUUGGAAGUUUUUAAUCACUGAAAGUCUACCAAUUUAUAUCUUUUUAUUUAUUUAUUUGCUUUGCCUCUUUUCUGGUAAUAAAUGUCAGUGCUCUGAUUUCCUAUGUAACUAAUGUAAAUCGAACGUCUACUGUAAUUACUUAUUGUUACAGUGUUACAGCAUUGGAAUGGCUCUGUAACAUUCAGGCAAACCACAUCCCUUUCCUAUUAAGGUAUUUCCAGGCUUUAAGUACAGUGUAACAGUAAAUAAUUGCAGCAUGCGUUGCGUCACACUCACUGAAAUAAGUGCUCAGGAGGAGAGAGACAAUAGGACCAUUUUUCCCUUUGAUUUCCUAUUUCCCCACAUAUAAAGGCACGCAACAGCAAUCCACAUUGACAUUUCCGUCUGAAAAAGAAAAAAGACUGAAAAACAAAA
Clupea harengus (Atlantic herring) is the source of this 3467-nucleotide messenger RNA. It is a transcript of the gene mmp24, whose product is annotated as matrix metallopeptidase 24. Gene Ontology annotation, biological process: extracellular matrix organization; collagen catabolic process; proteolysis. Gene Ontology annotation, molecular function: metalloendopeptidase activity; zinc ion binding. The record is from RefSeq and is a predicted model, not a curated record. Gene Ontology annotation, cellular component: plasma membrane; extracellular matrix. NCBI's taxonomy places the organism in Eukaryota, Metazoa, Chordata, Actinopteri, Clupeiformes, Clupeidae.